AUGAAACCCUCCACCGUCACCAAUGCCGAUUACCACAAAACCGCCCUCAAGAUCGUAUUCUUCUUCAUCUUCGUCGCCGUCACCUUCUUCUUCGUCGGCAAGCACUUCUCCGACGGCUCCUCAUCCCAGCUCAUCUUCUUCUCCGCCACCACUACCGCCACCUCCGCCGAGAUCACCGUAUCCCCCAACUUCAACCAAGUCUUCAACGUCUCCUCCCUAAUCGACGCAUACACCCCUCCAGAACCCUCCGUACUUCCCCCCCCUCCGGAGCCUCAGGAAGCGAUCAAGCGCUUCGGGAUCCUCAACGAGAAUGGCACCAUGUCCAAUGAGUUCGAGGUCGGGAACGUCGAGGACGGCGUGCCGGAGGAGGAGGGGAACGUGAGCCUCAUCGGCGAGGAUUCCGACUCUGCUCCCAGAGUGGCUGUGAGCAAGUUUGGGAUGUGCCCGCGCAGCAUGAGCGAGCAUAUACCGUGUUUGGACAACGAGAAUGCGAUUCGGAAUCUCGAGUCCACGGAGAGAGGAGAAAGAUUCGAAAGGCACUGUCCCGAAGAGGGGAAACGGUUCAAUUGCUUGAUUCCGCCUCCUAAAGGGUACCGUCCCCCGAUUCCUUGGCCCAGAAGCCGCGACGAGGUAACAACUUCCUUCCUAUGUGUUUGGUACAAUAAUGUUCCUCACACUCGACUUGUUGAAGAUAAAGGGGGUCAAAACUGGAUUUCCAAAGGCAAGGAUAAGUUUAGGUUUCCGGGGGGUGGUACACAAUUUAUACAUGGAGCAGAUCAAUACUUGGAUCAUAUUUCUGAGACGGUUCCUGAUAUUAAGUUUGGGCAGAAUAUAAGAGUUGCACUUGAUGUUGGCUGCGGUGUAGCUAGUUUUGGUGCAUACUUAUUGUCACGAAAUGUCAUAACCAUGUCUGUUGCUCCCAAGGAUGUUCAUGAGAAUCAGAUCCAGUUUGCGCUUGAGCGUGGUGUGCCAGCAAUGGUGGCUGCAUUUGCGACUAGGCGAUUGUUAUAUCCAAGUCAAGCUUUUGACUUGAUACAUUGUUCACGUUGUAGAAUUAAUUGGACUCGAGAUGAUGGUAUUUUACUGCUUGAAGUUAAUAGGAUGCUAAGGGCUGGAGGGUACUUUGUCUGGGCUGCCCAACCAGUUUAUAAACAUGAGGAAAUUCUAGAAGAACAAUGGGAAGAGAUGCUUAAUCUUACUACUCGACUAUGCUGGAAGUUUAUGAAAAAAGAUGGGUAUGUUGCAAUAUGGCAGAAACCUUCUGACAAUAGCUGCUAUCUAAAUCGUGAGGCAGGAACUCAACCUCCACUGUGUGACCAAAGUGAUGACCCCGACAAUGUUUGGUAUGUUAAUCUAAGAGCUUGCAUCUCUCAACUGCCUGAGAAUGGAUAUGGAGCAAAUGUUGCCAGAUGGCCUGCACGUUUGCAUACUCCACCUGAUAGGCUUCAAAGCAUAAAAUUUGAUGCUUUUAUAUCCAGAAAUGAGCUUUUUAAGGCCGAAUCAAAAUAUUGGGGUGAGAUUAUAGCAAGCUAUGUACGCGUCUUACGUUGGAAGAAGAUGCGAUUAAGAAAUGUUAUGGACAUGAGAGCUGGAUUUGGAGGAUUUGCAGCAGCAUUGAUUGAUCAGAAGCUUGACAGCUGGGUUAUGAAUGUUGUUCCCGUUAGUGGUUCAAACACCUUACCUGUUAUAUAUGACCGUGGACUGAUUGGAGUUAUGCAUGACUGGUGUGAACCAUUUGACACCUAUCCCAGAACUUAUGAUUUUCUGCAUGCUGCGAACCUGCUUUCUGUUGAGAAGAAAAGAUGCAAUGUGUCAUCAAUUAUGCUGGAGAUGGAUCGGAUUCUAAGACCUGGUGGACGGGCAUACAUCCGUGACACUCUUGCUAUCAUGGAUGAGCUUAUAGAGAUUGGUAAGGCCAUGGGCUGGCAGGUGACAUUGCGAGAUACAUCUGAGGGUCCUCAUGCAAGUUAUAGGGUCUUGGUUUGUGAUAAGCGCCUUCGCGGUUAA
Sphenostylis stenocarpa is the source of this 2007-nucleotide messenger RNA. Lineage: Eukaryota; Viridiplantae; Streptophyta; Magnoliopsida; Fabales; Fabaceae. The record is from the annotation of a GenBank genome assembly.